This is a messenger RNA of Vombatus ursinus (common wombat), 4080 nucleotides long. It is a transcript of the gene UBA6, whose product is annotated as ubiquitin like modifier activating enzyme 6. The coding region runs from base 56 to 3232 and encodes 1058 amino acids. Gene Ontology annotation, biological process: protein sumoylation. Gene Ontology annotation, molecular function: SUMO activating enzyme activity. The transcript has 33 exons. Gene Ontology annotation, cellular component: cytoplasm; SUMO activating enzyme complex. The record is from RefSeq and is a predicted model, not a curated record. Lineage: Eukaryota; Metazoa; Chordata; Mammalia; Diprotodontia; Vombatidae.
UUGGGCGGCGGCGACAGCGACAGCGGCAGCGGCAGCUACGGCGGCUACAGCAGAGAUGGACGAAGCUGACUCUCUUCUACCGCCGAGGGGAGGCGAGGCGGUAGCCUCAGCGGCCUUUGCAGAUCCGGGGGAGAGCAGCAGUUGCAGUAGAAACAAAUAUCCCCCCAGUAUGUCAACUGACUCAAUGGAAAUUGAUGAUGCUUUAUACAGUCGACAAAGGUAUGUUCUUGGAGAUUCAGCAAUGCAGAAGAUGGCCAGAUCCCAUGUUUUCUUAAGUGGCAUGGGUGGACUUGGUGUAGAAAUUGCUAAGAAUAUUGUUCUUGCUGGAAUCAAGGCACUUACAAUUCAUGACGCAAAGCAAUGCCAAGCAUGGGAUCUAGGAACCAACUUCUUUAUCUGCGAAGAUGACGUUGUAAAUAGGAGAAACAGAGCUGAAGCUAUAAUUCAUCACAUUGCAGAGCUGAAUCCAUACGUCCAUGUCACAUCAUCUUCUGUCCCUUUAGAUGAAGCAAUAGACCUCUCCUUCCUAAAACAGUAUCAGUGUGUGGUAUUGACUGAAAUCAGGCUUCCUUUGCAGAAGAAGAUCAAUGAUUUUUGCCAUGCACAGCACCCACCUAUUAAGUUUGUCAGUGCAGAUGUGUUUGGGAUUUGGUCACGUUUGUUUUGUGAUUUUGGUGAAGAGUUUGAAGUACUAGAUACGUCAGGAGAAGAACCGAAAGAAAUCUUCAUUUCAAAUAUAACACAAGCAAAUCCUGGAAUUGUAACUUGUCUUGAAAAUCAUCCACAUAAACUUGAGACAGGAAAUUUGGUAACAUUUCGAGAAAUAAAUGGAAUGACAGAGUUAAAUGGAUCCACAAAACAAAUAACUGUGGUGUCACCAUUCUCUUUCAGUAUUGAUGAUACUACUGAAAUGGAGCCAUACUUACAUGGAGGUAUAGCUGUUCAAGUUAAGACAUCUCAAACGUUUUAUUUUGAAUGCCUGGAGAAACAAAUAAAACAUCCAACAUACCUUAUUGCUGAUUUUAGCAAACCUGAGGCUCCUCUACAGAUCCAUGCUGCCAUGCUUGCCCUAGACCAAUUCCAGGAAAAGUACAAUCGAAAGCCAAAUAUUGGAUGUCGUCAGGAUUCUGAAGAAUUAUUCAAACUAGCAACAUCCAUAAGUGCAUACUUGCAAGAGAAGCCUGAAGUAAAUGAUGACAUUGUGAAUUGGCUCUCCUGGACUGCCCAAGGCUUCUUAGCCCCACUAGCUGCAGCAGUAGGAGGGGUUGCUAGCCAAGAAGUAUUGAAAGCUGUGACGGGAAAAUUUUCUCCCUUAUGCCAGUGGCUAUAUAUUGAAGCAGCAGAUCUGUUUGAGUCACUGAAUAAAUCCAACUGUGAAGAAUUCCUCCCAAGAGGAGAUCGAUAUGAUGCAUUAAGAGCCUGUAUUGGUGACACUUUGUGCCAAAAGCUUCAAAAUUUGAAUAUCUUCUUAGUUGGAUGUGGAGCAAUAGGUUGUGAAAUGUUAAAAAACUUUGCACUUCUUGGGGUUGGCACUGGCAAAGAGAAAGGAAUGGUAACAAUUACAGAUCCUGACUUAAUAGAAAAAUCUAACCUAAAUAGACAGUUUCUGUUUCGACCGCAUCACAUACAGAAACCUAAAAGUUAUACUGCUGCUGCUGCAACUCUGAAUAUAAAUCCUCAGUUAAAGAUUGAGUCACACCUGCACAAAGUUUGUCCUGCCACUGAGAUGAUAUACAGUGAUGAAUUCUAUACUAAACAAGAUAUAAUUGUUACAGCUUUAGACAAUGUGGAAGCCCGCAGAUACGUAGACAGCCGUUGCUUAGCAAACCUACGUCCGCUCUUAGAUUCUGGCACAAUGGGCACUAAAGGACACACUGAAGCUAUUAUACCUCAUUUGACCGAGUCCUAUAAUAGUCAUCGGGAUCCACCAGAAGAAGAAAUACCAUUUUGCACUUUAAAAUCUUUUCCAGCUGCUAUUGAACAUACUAUUCAGUGGGCAAGAGAUAAGUUUGAAAGCUCGUUUUCCCAUAAGCCUUCAUUGUUCAACAAAUUUUGGCAAACUUACUCAUCUGCAGAAGAGGUCUUGCAAAGGAUACAGUCUGGAGAGAGUUUAGAAGGCUGCUUUCAGGUUAUUAAGUCACUUAGUAGAAGACCUAGAAAUUGGUCCCAGUGUGUGGAAUUAGCAAGAAUGAAAUUUGAAAAAUAUUUUAACCAUAAGGCUCUUCAGCUUCUUCAUUGUUUUCCCCUGGACACACGAUUAAAAGAUGGCAGUUUGUUUUGGCAGUCCCCAAAGAGGCCACCUUCUCCAGUCAAGUUUGAAUUUAAUGAUCCUUUACACUUCAGUUUCAUACACACUGCAGCAAAGCUAUUUGCUACAAUAUAUUGCAUCCCGUUUACGGAAAAGGACUUGUCAGUAGAAACUUUCUACAGUAUACUUUCCAAAAUAGAGAUUCCAAGAUUCAAACCUUCAAACAAGGUUGUGCAAACAGAUGAGACUGCGAGGAAACCUGACCAUGUUCCUGUUAGUAGUGAAGAUGAGAGGAAUGCUGUUUUCCAAUUAGAAAAGGCCAUAUCAUCCAAUGAAGCUACUAAAAAUGACCUUCAGAUGGUGGUGCUUUCAUUUGAAAAAGAUGAUGAUAGUAAUGGGCACAUAGAUUUCAUCACUGCAGCAUCCAAUCUUCGAGCCAAGAUGUAUAACAUUGAACCGGCUGACCGAUUGAAAACAAAGCGCAUUGCUGGGAAAAUAAUCCCUGCUAUAGCAACAUCCACGGCUGCAGUGUCUGGUUUGGUUACAUUGGAGUUGAUCAAAGCUGCUGGUGGCCUUCCAUUUGAAGCCUACAGAAAUUGUUUCCUUAACUUAGCCAUUCCAAUUAUAGUGUUUACUGAGACAGCUGAAGUUAAAAAAAUUGAAAUCCGGAACGGAAUAACAUUUACAAUCUGGGACAGAUGGACUAUUCAUGGAAAAGAAGAAUUUACCCUUUCAGAUUUCAUAAAUGCUGUCAGGGAGAAGUAUGGAAUUGAACCCACAAUGGUGGUACAGGGAGUCAAGAUGCUUUAUGUUCCUGUAAUGCCUGGUCAUACAAAAAGAUUAAAGUUGACAAUGCACAAGCUUGUGAAACCAUCAACUGAAAAGAAAUAUGUAGAUCUUACUGUAUCAUUUGCCCCAGAAAAUGAUGGUGAUGAAGAUUUGCCAGGCCCCCCCGUAAGAUACUACUUCAGCCACAACGAUUGACAACAACAAUUUUAAAGUCACUCCAGGACCACUUCUUUGGAUGGGAGUGUACUUAACUUGAGUAACUUUUAAAAGUCACAAUACGGUACUAUGUAUUUCUCUUUAAUGAAGCCUUAAUUUAAAAAAGAAAGAAAAUUCAGUAGGAAACUGCACUGAAGAACUGUAAAACAGAAUUGAAUUUAUUGUACACUUGUCCUGAUUCUCUUCAUGCAUUGGUCUAGUCACAAGAAUGUGAGUUACUGAACUGGAAUACCAUUUUAUGACAUUUACCACAACAGAAAUAUAUGUAUUAUCCUGAACCAAUGAAAACAGGAAGAAUAUAUUUGUCAUCCUUUUCAGAUGCAAGCAAGGUCUAAGGAAGCGACAAUGAUCAAGAAUUGAAAGUCUUAGAAAGUGGAAACAGACAAGCUGCUUCUUGAAAUCUUUUUUUUUUGUGGACUUUGAAAAUUUGAGACGUGUUGUUUCUAUGUUUGUUCUAGUGUUUGUUUUGUUCCAGUACCUCAAAUGAUUAGGCUUUGAAACUCAAAUACCAAUUAUUUUGUGGAUGUCUUAGAAAAAAAGAAAAUUUAUAAUUGUGCAGUAAAAAAAUAAUUCUUUUUACGAGCAGCACUCUUCUGCUUCUUGUAAGGGAUUUUGACCAGUCUGCUAUGUCAUCAUCCAUCAUAGUCAUCAGAUAGUAUAUUUAUCUGCCCAACCCAUAAAUCAGACCUUCUGUUGAAAACACCAGCUUAUGGACUGUAAGAUGAGGAUCAGGCAAGGUUCCAUAUUAGCCUUGAUGGAAUAAUUAUGCUAAUUUUGACAAUUGCCUACAACCUACUUAGAGAUUAAAGGGAGUUGAAUGGAAAAUA